Molecule: messenger RNA, 900 nt
Organism: Colletotrichum navitas
Lineage: Eukaryota; Fungi; Ascomycota; Sordariomycetes; Glomerellales; Glomerellaceae
Exons: 1
Coding region: 213-797 (194 amino acids)
Source: RefSeq, a predicted model, not a curated record
GAAAUUUCUAGACCACCCUACUAUUAGGUAUUAGGCGACGAGCCCGCCCCAACCGCCAGCAUUUAAUAUGUCCAUCGUCGUCCUAUUCGGGUAUUACAGAGGGGGUAGAUGUCGGAUUAUCUGAAGCGCUGUUGCCGAGAGCUUCCCGCCCAAGGCAACCCAGUAGUCCAUAGUGUGCGUGGUGUACUGCAUGCAGUUGCUGCGGGACAAAAAUGCCCGUCAAUAUAUAUCGCCAGCUGCAACAAGCUGAGCCCGCCGCCUCUUCUGAUGGCACUGAACCCUCUCCUCAAUCUCACCAACAAGGCGCCGCUGCAGGUCGUCGUGAACAAACCCUUGCCGAGACCUCUUCUGCCAUCAUGAGCAAGGUCGCCGUCUUGACCUCAUCCACGCACGAGCUUGGUGUGACAAUUCGCCAGCGCUCAGACCUCCUCGCCCUCCUCGGGCCAACCUUCACCCUUGCCGUCCGCUUCCAGAGGCUCGUCGCCGUUGCGUCGUGGCUUCUCCUUGUCUACGGCCACCUCCUCGCCACUACAACCCUCUCCUCGACCAUUAUCGCAACCCGGCUCUUCGCCGCCAACUCAUUCCUUCUGCUCAACGCAACGGCGUCGGCGCUUCGCAGGUCGCUGCGGCGUGCGUGGAACUCCAAGAAUGUUACAAAGCUGAGAAAGAAGUUCUUCAUGGAGUUCGCGACUACGAUACUGGGUCCAGGGUGUAACAUGCUGAUCGUGUUGGUCUUCUGGCCGGGCUGGAUGCUCGUCCUCGGCCUGCUUCUUGCCGUCCGGAUGAUAGCCGGAUGACAUGUCGCGAGACGAACGCCGCCUGGCCUGGCGUGAUUAUUCUUCACAUAGCAUACCAACGACCUCGACAAGUUUUGCAUCUUUACAGAGCAACAGGACCUGC